UUAUCGUCUAAUUGGAUUUAUCAGUGAUCACUCCGAACGCACUCUCCUCCAAUUGCUGCUAAUUCUACACUUCCUGGCGAAGCCAUGCUCGGCGUUUGGGCAAUGUUGUGGGUGGCCCACGUAGCUCUGGCCAAUCCCCUCCUCCUGGAGGACGACCUGUUUCCCGAGGCCGCGCGCGCGCUGCGCCAAGUUGCUCCGGCGCGUGAGUUCCUCUUCAUCAACAACCAAGUGGCGCCCAUCUGGCGCGCCUCCGCCACCCUCACGGGUGACAACGCCGAGGGAGGCGGUACAGGCUCCGUCAGCUUCAGGCAGUUCUCGGACUUCGAUCCCGUCAUCGUGUCCAUCAACGUGACUGGACUCACGCCAGGCAAACACGGCGUCCACAUUCACCAGUACGGCGAUCUCACCGAGAGCUGCAAGUCCACGGGGCCCCACUUCAAGCGGAGCCUGAUUGGCAACAUCGAGGCCAAGGAGGACGGCUCCGCAUCCGUGGAGUUCGCCAGUCCCUACUUGAGCCUGUGCGGCCCCAAUGGCAUCAUAGGGCGCUCACUAGUGGUCCACGAGAAGCCCAUCGAGUACAAUCGUUUCCCGGACAUCGCCACACCGCCGUCCGAAUCCCAAGAAGACAACCCCACGCUGCCACAAACGGAGGAGCAGAAGGUGGGCGCAAUCAUCGCGUGCGGAGUGAUAACAAUCACGAAGAGCAAAGAAUGACAAAUGAAUUCUUAAUGCAGUCAUUUUCUUCCCUUCGUCCUGGCCAAACACUCUCCCUCUUUCUCCCCAUCCGACAGACUUUAAAUACACCUUUUUCCCCAGAAGAAGUCACCAGUCUUUCAUUGUCCAGUAGAAAAUGAAUUCUGUGAUUCUCAGUGCAGUGAUUAGAGCUCUCCUGGAGCUUUUGGGGUCUCCUUUUCG
Molecule: messenger RNA, 915 nt
Organism: Phlebotomus argentipes
Lineage: Eukaryota; Metazoa; Arthropoda; Insecta; Diptera; Psychodidae
Product: superoxide dismutase [Cu-Zn]
Exons: 3
Coding region: 85-714 (209 amino acids)
Biological process (GO): removal of superoxide radicals
Molecular function (GO): copper ion binding; superoxide dismutase activity
Source: RefSeq, a predicted model, not a curated record